AGCCUGUAUCAAGAGUCGGAUGCUUAACCGACUGAGCCCCCCGGGUGCCCCUAGGCUGCUUGCUCUUCAAGUCAAGACAACUUCACGGAAUGAGAAAAGAGUCUACCCUCUUUACCCAGGGUAGACAACUUCCCGACUUUUAAUACAUCAGUUAGACUUGCCCCAUUUAAAACAAUACCGUACGUGGUAUCUGGCUUAAUUUUUUUUCAUUCAGCACGUUUGUGAGGCACAUCCAUGUUGUAAUCAUCUGUGGCUGUUGUAUGCUCGUCGCUGUGAGGGAAUGCAGUAUUUGCUUUAUUCCUGCGCUGUAAUACACUAUUUGGGUUGUCUUCUGUCGACAGUUGCAAUGACGAGGCUACACCGAACCCUCUCGUACGUGUCUCUCGGUGCACACGGGGCUGUGCCUGUUGGGGAUACGCCUGGGAGUGCAUUCGUGUGUCCAACUCACGCGUCCAUACCGCCCAGACAAAAGCUUCUCAAAGGCAGGAAACGUGUUCGCACAUCCCUACCUCUGUCACCCCGCGCAGCACCUGCUGCCUAGUAACCGCUCGCCACUCGUGAUUCUCUUUCCAGGGCACCCUCGGUGUACCAGGUCAUUGGUCAAGCCCCGCUUCUCCCAAUACCAAGAAGCCUGUCUAUUUUUAGGCAGAAAGGAAGAGUAUCCAGUACCCUCUGCCCACAGCUUUACUCAGUAGACCCGAUAAAUGUGCUCAUUCCUGAUAAGCAUUGUUCCCCCAAACCUAUAAAUGUCCCAGUUUUGUGUCCUCUCCCCUCCACUCCGCUGUUUCAUCGGCUUUGCUUUCCUGCACAGGAGAGGUGGGAGAGCCGAGGGAACCUCAGAACAUGAAGAUCCUCUUUCUUUUUGCUGUUCUCUUCUAUCUGGUCCAAGUUAACUCAGGGGAUAUUCCACCUGGAAUUAGAGAUGUUAUCUGCCUUACACAACACGGAACCUGCAGACUUUUUUUCUGCCAUUUUGGUGAGAAAAAGGCUGAGAUCUGCUCCAAUCCCUGGAACAGGUGCUGUGUACCAAGUACAGAGGCAGAAAUAAGUAAUAAACCGGAGAUGGUUGGCAAAAAAAGAGAACCCUGAGACAUCAUGUGUCAGCUUCUGGAAGGCAGGAGGGCUCUUGAAGUAUCUCAAGGGCUCAGAAGAAUGUGUGGCUUGUCGAAGGUGCUCAAUAAAAGU
Herpailurus yagouaroundi (jaguarundi) is the source of this 1185-nucleotide messenger RNA. Its product is annotated as sperm-associated antigen 11-like. Gene Ontology annotation, cellular component: extracellular region. The transcript is spliced from 2 exons. Gene Ontology annotation, biological process: antimicrobial humoral immune response mediated by antimicrobial peptide. The coding region runs from base 844 to 1089 and encodes 81 amino acids. The record is from RefSeq and is a predicted model, not a curated record. NCBI's taxonomy places the organism in Eukaryota, Metazoa, Chordata, Mammalia, Carnivora, Felidae.